This is a messenger RNA of Tribolium castaneum (red flour beetle), 2034 nucleotides long. RefSeq names its product Pigment-dispersing factor receptor (gene Pdfr). Gene Ontology annotation, cellular component: plasma membrane. Gene Ontology annotation, biological process: adenylate cyclase-modulating G protein-coupled receptor signaling pathway; cell surface receptor signaling pathway. The record is from RefSeq and is a predicted model, not a curated record. The transcript is spliced from 13 exons. Lineage: Eukaryota; Metazoa; Arthropoda; Insecta; Coleoptera; Tenebrionidae. Gene Ontology annotation, molecular function: G protein-coupled peptide receptor activity. Bases 227 to 1732 code for a protein of 501 amino acids.
CCUACUACUACUAUUUUGUCGUGGUUGGUAAUCCGUGUCAUGCUCUUGCAUUCAAUUGAGAUUUUCUCCAGCUCACUGAGCACAAUUAUGACGGUUUAGAUCACAAUUUAAACAAAGUUGUUCUGUUGGAAAAGACAAUCUUAUCAAUCCGUUCACAAGCACAGAGAAUUAUGGAACAUAUACUCGUAAAUUGUAAAAUUACAACCAAGGUCCUUAACCAACGGCCAUGAACUUCACUUGCACAGAAACACCACAUAACGACUCCUGGUGUCCUGAAGUUUUUGACAACUUUUUAUGUUGGCCAGCCACACCUCCGGGCCAAAAUGUCUCCCUCCCUUGUCCAGAGAGAAUAAAUGGCGUUAUUAUAGGAGCUAAAGCCUACCGGCGUUGUCUUGAGGAUGGCAGGUGGGAAACGAGAGGCGAUGAAAAAGAUAAAGACAAAGGGUAUACUAAUUACAAUAAUUGUUUACUGCCACAACUUCUCGACCUUUUAAAGAUGUGCGAUGAAAUAAAGGAAUGUGCUCAGAUUACACGAACAACGAGAACUAUCGAAAUGGUGGGACUUUCGUUCUCUUUGAUUUCGUUGAUUGUGUCCCUAAUUAUAUUUUUUCAAUACAGGGUCCUUAAAAAUAACAGGACAAAAAUCCACAAGAAUCUAUUCAUUGCCACCCUUUUGCAGGUAGUUUUUCGUCUUAUUAAGUACGUCGAUCAAGAGCUCAAAGCAGGGGAUAGGAUAAUCGAAAAUACGCCCAUUCUCGACGAAGCCUGCAUAACACUGCUGGAAUACUCAAAAACCGCAAUGUUCACGUGGAUGUUCAUCGAAGGUCUUUACCUCCAUAACGUGAUAACCGUCACAGUGUUUCAAGAAUAUUCCUAUAUAAAGAUAUACUUUUACGUAGGAUGGACAGCCCCUGCAGUGAUCACCGCCGUUUGGGUGUGGACGAUGAAGAUGGUCAGAAGUAAUUGGGGGUUUUAUUAUUUUUUACCGUACUAUUGGAUUUUGGAAGGACCACGUUCCACCAUUAUUGUGGUUAAUCUUCUAUUCUUGAUAAACAUCAUCCGUGUUUUAAUAGUAAAACUGAGGGAAAGCCACACAAGCGAAAUAGAACAAGUCAGAAAAGCGGUCCGAGCUGCAAUAUUCCUGUUGCCUUUAAUGGGCAUCGCCAAUAUUUUGUUCUGGAUGGGGUAUCGAUUUACUCAAGGAUGGAAACUGGCUUUAUGGUCGUACACCAGUUACUUUCUCAACACUUUUCAAGGAUUUUUCGUAGCGAUAUUAUAUUGCUUCUUAAAUGGGGAAGUUCAAACCGCUGUGAAGAACAGUUUCUAUUUACACAUGUCUUUGAGAAACCACGACUACACUCCUUGCAGGAACUUAACGCUGAUUUCCACGGCCCCCGACCCAGAACAGCACAUUGAAAAAGAGAGCACAAACUGGAUUCGCUACUGCUUGAAGCAGAACAAAAAAUCGCCGGAAGAAAAGGAAAUCAGCGUAUGUGAUUUGAAUGAUCGUCGCAAUUCCGCCAUUGUUACCGCUUUAACGAUGGUGGAAACGAAGCCACUUACAAGGUUCGUUGUUGCCACAGUCUGCUUUAUGUUAAUAUUCUUAACCAAAUUUUGGUCGAUUGUCGCGUUUUAUUUUUCUUACAGAGAAUCAGUCAAUACGUUGCCAAAGCUAUCCGACGAAACAGAUACGACGAUAAUAGAAGACAAAAGUUCAGAGACAAAAGUGUGACAAAAAAGCGGAACAAGUUUGGAACCAGCUAAUGAAAACAGUGCGUGGUCAAUUCGUUAUUGAAGCUGAGUGAAGAAAAACCAUUCCGAAGUGGAGAACCAAACGGUUCAUGUCGAGAAGUGGAGCCAACAUUCGUCGGUUUUUUAAGCUGUACAAAGUUGUUACAUAAUGUUUUUGUAAAGAAAUACUCUACUGUAACUUAAAGUAUUCUUUGUUAUAUUGUUGUACGCCAAACUGUAAAUACUACAUUUUCUCUGUGACUGUCUGUAAAAGAAUGUUAAUAUAAUAUAUAUUUUUCAAGA